Messenger RNA from Nanorana parkeri, 3841 nucleotides. RefSeq names its product family with sequence similarity 160 member A1 (gene FHIP1A). The transcript has 13 exons. The record is from RefSeq and is a predicted model, not a curated record. Lineage: Eukaryota; Metazoa; Chordata; Amphibia; Anura; Dicroglossidae. The coding region runs from base 558 to 3542 and encodes 994 amino acids.
UCAGCCAGUCUACUAAUCCGAUGUCUCUCCUCCCCACCCAUACACACAACCUGCUGUUGUGUUUUUCAUGUUUGCGAUGAAUGAGGAUAAACCUGCGAGAAGCUUAAUUGUGGAGUCUCUUACUGACAAUCUCCCAGCAUCUCUCAGGAUUAUGUUGUAAGACUGUCUUCCUUUUCUCGAGAGGGUUUACCUGGCCGUCUCACCUCUCCGUAGGAGUGCGUGACAACAGCCUACCGGCCUUCUCUGCCUAUCGCAGUUCCUGGGGAUCGGAAAACUUUACUCGCUGUAGCUGACUGCAAAAUUCACCAUCAUCUUCUUCAACGUCUGCUCAUCCCAGACUGAUUUCCACAGGAAGUUAUCUGUUUACUGCUAGUCUGCAUGAUCUUCACUGAUACUGGCUACAGAAUGGAUCCUGUCUAGAAAGUGUUUGGCGUGCUGGAGGCGUAAUGUUAUACAAAAGUAACUUUCAGAAGACAAUGGUCUAAAGAAGAGACAGAGCAAGCCUUCCAUUAACAGGCUGAGCAUGGCUUAGUGUGAGAAGCUGUACAAGACGCACCAUGGCCCAGAUUGUCAGUAUCAGCAAGAGUCGGCCAUCUAUCAACCUGCAGGGGGUCGACCCGGAGACGUGUACUAUAGUAUUCAAGAACCACUGGGCUCAGGUUCAGCGCAUUUUGGAAAAGCAUGACCCAUUUAAGAACUCUCAUGCAAGAUACGGAUCGAUUUCUGCGGAUGAAGUUAGUGCCGUACAGAAUUAUGUGGAACACAUGAUCUUGCUUUUAAUUGAAGAGAAAGUGAAAGAUGCCGCCAUGGGGCCUAUUCUGGAGUUUGUGGUGUCAGAGAAUAUUAUGGAGAAACUAUUUCUAUGGAGCCUCAGGAGAGAAUUUACUGAUGAGACCAAAUUUGAGCAGCUAAAGAUGUAUGAUUUGCUGGUGACCCAGUCUCAUCAGCCUUUGCUACAUCACAAGCCUAUACUGAAGCCAUUGAUGAUGUUAUUAAGUACUUGUUCGGGGACAUCAACUCCGAGUGUGGAGACUGAACUGGUUGUUCUACUUAACCAGUUAUGUUCAAUCCUUGCCAAAGAUCCAUCCAUCUUAGAAUUGUUUUUUCACACCAGUGAAGACCAAGGAGCUGCCAACUUUCUUAUCUUCUCCUUAUUGAUACCCUUUAUCCACCGAGAGGGCACAGUGGGACAACAGGCUCGGGAUGCCUUGCUCUUUAUUAUGUCGUUAUCAGCUGAGAAUAACACGGUUGCACAACAUAUAGUUGAGAGCACUUACUUCUGCCCGGUACUAGCAACAGGACUGAGUGGCCUCUACUCAUCAUUACCCACUAAGCUGGAUGACAAAGGGGAAGAGUGGCAUUGCCUAGUUAAAGAGGACUGGCUCCAAGUUCCAUCACUCAUACAGUUCAUGAAUUCUCUUGAGUUUUGCAAUGCAGUAAUACAGGUGGCGCAUCCUCUUAUACGGGCUCAGCUGGUGGACUAUAUUUACAAUGGCUUUCUUUUGCCAGUAAUGGCUCCUGCAUUGCACAAGGUGACUGUGGAGGAAGUAAUGACAACAACUGCUUAUUUGGACCUUUUUCUGCGUAGUGUCUCAGAACCGACCUUACUUAAGAAUUUCCUCCGCUUCGUUCUCAUCUACCAACAUGAAAAUGUCCAAAUCCUGGACACACUGGUCAGUCGCAUCAACACACCAUUUCGGCUCUGUGUGGUUUCCUUAGCUUUAUUCCGGACUCUCAUUGGUUUACACUGUGAAGAUGUCAUGUUACAGCUCAUUUUAAGGUAUUUGUUGCCAUGUAACCACAUGAUGGUUAGUCAAAGAUGGCCAGUGAAAGAACGAGACUGCUAUUCAGCAUCUGCUGCUAAAUUUUUGGCCUUGACCCCAGACUGUUGUACAAACAAUACUACUGGUAAUGCUGGGAGUUUGGAAAGAAAUGUCAUGAUGUUGUCAACAAUUAGACAAAAAGAGCCCAGUGAUCCUAAAGUAUCAUCACCCUCAUCUGAAGUCGAGUCAACCUUUGAUGAGGAAAUCAUGCAAACGGUAGAUGCCAGCUACUUAGAGUAUCUUUGGGAAGCUCAUGAAAAUAUACUUAGGUGUGUUGAAGACUGUAAGGUAUGGUCAGCCCCAUAUGAUGGGGUGAACCCAGAUCCAGAGACUUCUUUUCAAGCCCUACUAGAAAGCAGUUUUAGAAGAGGUGAGUUUCCUACUUUCAGAGGCACAAACAGACGGAAUUUGGGGACUUAUUCUGACACUCCCUCUCUUGGAGGAAAACUUCAGAUUGAUCUUGAGUGGGAUGACAGUUAUGACACUGGAAUAUCUCCAGACUCUGGAAACUGUUCACCACAACCAACUCCUGAUCCCAUGUUAGCACCAGAGCCCGCACAACACAUUCAAGAUAUGAAAACGAAUGCAAUAAUGUUCAUUAAAGGGUCAUAUAUUGAAGAAUCCGAUUUUCAGGAUGAUGUGAUGGUUUACAGGUUGUGUGCAGAAAAAGAUUCCACUGAUAAAGUGGAAGAGGAAAAUAAAGACAUGUCAACAAGUAAAUUGACAGCGGAUCAGCUACAUAUACUUAAUGAUGAGCAUUCUCAGGGUCAGCAAGGAAGUACAAUUGUAGAGAACAAUAAAAAAAAUGCAACUGUGAAUAGAGAUACCGUAAAAAGACACAAUAAGGAUCUACCAAAACUGGAUCUUGCUUUUACAACUGAGGCAGAGUGGAAUUCAAACAAUAAAAAAACAUUAAGUCCGGAGAGUGAGGAUUUCAUAGCUCGUUGUGAUGAGAUCAUAAAUGGGCUAAACACCACCUCAGUAGAAGAGUCCAUCUCACCAGCUCAUGAAAGUGUUUCUCUAGUUGAUGAAGAUGAUGAUGACUUUGAAAAGUAUUCUCUGGGAACACCAUCAACAGAAAGUGUGCAGUCACCAUUUGGGCCAAAAGAACCUGGAAAAAACACUAGUCACUCUCCACGGUCCCAAGCAGCACCUUUCACAGGGCCGUUCAUCAGUGUUGUUUUAUCAAAGUUAGAGAAUAUGCUGGAGAAUUCUUUACAUGUGAACUUGUUGCUGAUUGGGAUAGUUACACAGCUUGCAGCAUACCCCCAGCCUCUCAUCCGAUCCUUCUAUCUCAACACGAACAUGGUCUUGCAACCCAGUGUCCGAUCACUCUACCAGGUACUCGCCUCUGUCAAACAUAAAAUUGAACAAUUUGCAGUGGCAGAGCAAAAUUUUCCCUUGUUACUUGCAGAAGCUCAACAAUAUUUGCUGGCUCGCAUGGGCACUCCUAGUUGCGAACUUCCAGAUGUGUUAACCAAAGAUGCUGCACCGAAUAAUAUUGGAGAGAAAGAAUCGAGCACUGGAGAGAAUUCCCAUCUGGUGAUGCAAAAGAAUAAAGAACAAAGAGUAAAGAUGUCACCUCCACUUUCUACAGCCUCUGACCGCACCAGAAAUGCUGUGCUUGCAGCUGCCAUAUUCCCAGAAUUUUUAAAAGAACUUGCAGCUUUUGCCCAGGAACACUCUGUGUUAUAUUAUAUAAUAGGGGACUCUUUUUAGAAUAUUUUUGAAGCUGGUGACAAGCUGUUGUAUUGUUUUUUAUUUUUAUGUGUUUUAUAUAACACACAGAAAACUAUUUUGUCCAGCUGGGAUUAUUGCAAUAUAGCGAUCAAUACCUUCAUUGCAAAAAGCUACAUCCUGUUAUACUUGAUAGAUGCUGGGCUUUCUGGUCCAUCUGAAAAUGGUGGUUGUCUUUCCUGUUCUGUGUUGGUUUAUGUGUAUAUUGUUUAACAUGAAACCAUUCUCUUUUGCCUUUGUACACAUUUUGCUUUGUUACCUGUUUGCAUCAGGCACUUUGU